Molecule: messenger RNA, 2572 nt
Organism: Belonocnema kinseyi
Lineage: Eukaryota; Metazoa; Arthropoda; Insecta; Hymenoptera; Cynipidae
Gene: Edem1
Product: ER degradation-enhancing alpha-mannosidase-like protein 2
Exons: 4
Coding region: 332-2389 (685 amino acids)
Biological process (GO): endoplasmic reticulum mannose trimming; carbohydrate metabolic process; mannose trimming involved in glycoprotein ERAD pathway
Cellular component (GO): endoplasmic reticulum; membrane
Molecular function (GO): mannosyl-oligosaccharide 1,2-alpha-mannosidase activity; calcium ion binding
Source: RefSeq, a predicted model, not a curated record
UGAGAGUUUGACACGUCGCGUUCUAACCUCCAAAUUCUGACAGUUCCGCAACAAAGUUCAACUAAAAAGUUAACGAAAACUGUAUAGAAUGUUAAAAUCUAAUAAGUAUUUAAUAUUUAGUUAGUAGAACAGUGAUUAAUUAUGUACAAAAUUACUGUCAAGCAUUCCCAAAGUACGAGUAAUCGCUUCUACUAUAAAAAUUCCUAAACAGAACCUAAAAAUGUAAAUACCGUUAAUUUCGCUCAAAAUAUCUAAAAUUAUUUUUAAAAAAGUGUAUAAUAGUCGCAAAAGUAUAUAAAAGUUCUAAGAGAUAAUAAACGUGCCCUUUAAAAUGAUAUUUUUACGAACCUUAUUUUUUCUUUCAUUCUUUUCGUGGGUGAAUAGUGUGCGAAGAUUUGAAAAAAAGGACCUGGACGAAUUGCGAGAAGAGGUUCGUACAAUGUUUAAUCAUGCCUAUUCGAGUUAUCUUCGAUACGCAUAUCCAUACGACGAACUCCGGUCCUUGAGUUGUGACGGUUUCGACACCUGGGGAAGCUUCUCAUUGACCUUAAUCGACGCCCUCGACACCCUGGCUGUGAUUGGGAAUUACUCCGAGUUCCGAAGAGUGGCAGAGAUUAUAAGUGCAAGGGCAGAUUUCGAGGCGAAUAUUAACGUUUCAGUUUUCGAGACGAAUAUCCGAGUUGUCGGGGGACUCCUGAGUGCUCAUUUGCUCUCGAAGAAGGCGGGAAUGCGCCUGGAACCCGGGUGGCCUUGCAAUGGACCUCUUUUGAGAUUAGCGGAGGAUAUGGCCAAGAGACUUAUUGCUGCUUUUGAUACUCCAACCGGAAUGCCUUAUGGAACGGUGAACUUGAAGUACGGAGUCCCUGAAGGAGAGACAAGCAUAACCUGCACCGCGGGAAUAGGAACCUUCAUCCUGGAAUUUGGAACUUUGUCCCGUUUGACGGGAGAUCCUCUGUACGAGGAAGUUGCGAUGAACGCUCUGAAGGCCUUACAUUACCACCGAUCAAAAAUCGGUUUGGUAGGCAACCACGUGGACGUCCUGACGGGUCACUGGACAGCCCAGGACUCUGGAAUCGGGGCUGGCGUUGACUCUUAUUUCGAAUACCUCGCGAAAGGAACCCUUCUUUUUCAGGAUCCUCAAUUAGCUGCAAUAUUCCAUGAGCACAAGGCAGCUAUCGAAAAAUAUAUUAGAAAAGAAGACUGGCAUCUUUGGGUUUCAAUGAGCAAAGGUCAAGUGACUCUUCCAGUUUUCCAGUCCCUGGACGCUUAUUGGCCUGGAGUUUUGAGUCUUUUUGGAGAAAUUGAAGACGCUAUGAAGUCUCUUCAUAAUUAUCAUCGAGUUUGGAAACAGUUUGGUUUCACGCCGGAAUUUUAUAAUAUUCCGCAAGGGGAAGCUGGAACGAACAGGGAAGGAUAUCCGCUGAGGCCGGAAUUGAUAGAGUCUGUGAUGUAUCUUUAUCGAGCAACGGGAGAUCCUUAUUUAAUUCAGGUCGGGGUGGAUGUUUUAAGAAGUUUGCAACAUAGUGCUAAGACUACUUGUGGAUAUGCAACGAUUAAUGAUGUGAGAGAUCAUCGAAAAGCUGAUAGGAUGGAGUCGUUUUUCCUCGCGGAAACCACAAAGUAUCUUUAUCUGCUUUUCGACCCCGAGAAUUUUAUUCACAACAAUGGGGAACAUGGAGAUAUUGUCAAAACUCCCUGGGGUCAAUGUGUCGUGGACGCCGGAGGUUAUAUUUUCAACACCGAGGCCCAUCCGAUAGAUCCAGGAGCCCUUCACUGUUGUCGUCGAGUACAAAGUGUCUUUCCCGAGAAAAAAUCGACUCUCCGAAAAUUCGUUUCGGUUGAAAAUCAUCCAGAGGAAGAAGCUGCCGAGCCAGUUUCGGAAGAAGAAAGAAUUCUACAAAAUGAAUCCGAGAAAGACAAAUCAAUUGCAAUCGUGAAGCUCUCAGAAAUGAGACAAACCGCGAAUCUCACCAAGGAAAAUGUUUCGCGAGUGGAGGAGAACGAAGCAAUUGUGGAAAAUGCAGAAAUGGAAAUCGAAACUGAGAAUGUGAGUUCGGAAAAUUCCAGAAUUCAAGUUGUCCCGCCGCCUCCUAAUGUGAUUUAUAAAGCUGAUGACAGCGAAAAUAUCGAUUCUUAUGAAAUUGGAAGAGCGAGUGUCGAAUAUUCGUCAACGGUUUCACUUAGCAAUCGAACCGAUAAAUUGGAGGAGCAAGUUCCUAAAAAGAAAUUCGAGCCUCAGGCAAUGCUUGAGAAUAUUAGAAAAGGGAAUUUAUAUCCCAUGAAUCUGACAGCGAAAAUCGAUUAUCAGACUUUGUCUUGUAAAGCGCAACCCUUCUUGCAAAGGAUUUCGAUCGUGGGAGAAUUUUUUUGGAAAUCUGCUGCUGAUUAAUCCGAAUUUAAUUCUGCAACAAAAUUGUAAAUAUUGUCAAGUGUUUAGGGUGUCUGCCCUACCUGGAAAAUCUGAAAAUGUCAGGGAUUUUUGCUUAAGUCAGGGAACUAUUUCGUGAGCCUGCGUAAUUUCUUUUGAAAUUGCAAUGUAGAAUUGAAUAAAAAUUAUUAUUCGUUUGUAAAA